UUCGAAUGGUUAUUGACAAAAACGCAUAUAUUAUUCAAAGUAUAUGACGUAAAAUAGAGAACGAUUCGAGAAGAGAAUAUGACUUCAAACUUUAUUUUAUAAUUGUUUAUUACAUUGAAUUUGCCGAUAUUUUAAGAACUUUUACUAAUUCUCCCUAAAUUAAGGAAAAAUAUUAGAAUCGUUUUUUGUAAAUUUUUUCGUGAAAAAAGGAACUCUUAAAAGAUGUCAGCGAAAGCAAUUCGUGAAGCAACUGGAAAAGAUCUUAUUAAUCGCAAACUUCCUUCUGGCACAAAUACAGUGAAAUGUCGGUUUGUGACCAUUACAGAAAACACAAAUUGGACAGACAUUGUGAAUGAGCAUCCAUGGGUCCAAACUGAAAAAUUAGUGGUAAAACCAGAUCAAUUGAUCAAACGGCGAGGAAAGCUUGGACUAAUUAAAGUGAAUGCUGAUUUGGCUGCCGUAAAACAAUGGAUUGCAGAAAGAAUGAACAAAGAUCAACAAGUGGGGAAUACAACUGGAAAACUGAGAACAUUCAUCAUCGAGCCUUUUGUUCCUCACAAACAAGAAGAAGAAGCCUAUGUUUGUAUCUAUUCCCACAGAAAUGCUGAUACCAUUUUAUUCCAUCAUGAAGGUGGUGUUGACAUUGGGGAUGUUGAUGCAAAGGCCUUGAAAUUAGAUGUACCUGUUGGAGAAGAAGCACCAGAUCGGUCUACUAUAAUCAAUAAAUUAUUAAUACACGUAGCAGAUGACAAAAAAGAAGUGAUUGGCAAAUUUGUAGAAUCUCUAUAUAAGCUUUAUGUUAACUUAUAUUUCACUUACUUAGAGAUAAAUCCAUUGGUGGUAACAAAAAAUGGAAUUUAUAUACUUGAUCUCGCUGCAAAGUUGGACACAACUGCGGACUUCAUCUGCAGACCUGACUGGGGAGAUAUCGAUUAUCCACCACCAUUUGGAAGGGAUGCUUAUCCAGAAGAGGCCUACAUCGCCGAUUUAGAUUCUAAAUCUGGAGCUAGCUUGAAAUUGACUAUUCUUAAUCCAGCUGGUCGGAUAUGGACAAUGGUUGCUGGCGGUGGAGCAUCCGUGAUAUACUCGGACACUAUUUGCGAUUUGGGAGCCGCGAAUGAAUUAGCUAAUUAUGGAGAAUAUUCUGGUGCACCUAGCGAACAACAAACUUACGAGUACGCAAAAACCAUUCUGAGCUUGAUGACAAAAGAAAAACGGCCAGAGGGGAAAGUAUUGAUCAUUGGUGGUGGUAUCGCUAACUUUACAAAUGUAGCUGCCACUUUCAAAGGUAUUGUAAAGGCACUACAAGAGUACCAGCCUAAACUCGUAGAUCAUAACGUAAAAAUAUUCGUAAGAAGAGCGGGGCCUAAUUAUCAAGAAGGUCUAAGAAUUAUACGUGAAGUUGGUAAAAGACUCGGCAUUCCCGUUUAUGUAUUCGGUCCAGAAACUCACAUGACAGCUAUAUGCGCGAUGGCAUUAGGCAAAAAGCCAAUUCCAGAUCCUGAAGCACAGGAAUUUUCAACUGCAAAUUUUUUGUUACCCUCGGGACAAGAUGUAGGUCCUUCAGCUCCCUCUGCUAGUGCUUCCUCUUUACCCACUAAACAGUCCAAACUAAAAGCAAGCAACUCUGUUGACGGAUCAUCACACAAACAGCUCUUUAGUUGUAAAACCAGAUCCAUUAUCUGGGGAAUGCAAAAUAGAGCUGUUCAGAGUAUGUUAGACUUUGACUUCAUUUGUCGUAGAUCUGAACCAUCCGUAGCUGCCAUUGUAUAUCCUUUCACGGGUGACCACAAACAAAAAUUUUACUGGGGUCACAAAGAGGUACUCAUUCCUGUCUAUAAACAAAUGAAAGACGCUAUGACUAAACACACAGAUGCUGACGUUAUGGUCACGUUUGCAUCCUUAAGAUCCGCAUACGAAAGCGCUGUGGAAACCAUGCAAUUCCCUCAAAUUCGAACAAUUGCUAUUAUUGCUGAGGGAAUACCUGAAAAUAUGACGAGAAAGUUAAUUUUAAUGGCGCAACAUAAAGGCGUUACUAUCAUCGGUCCAGCCACCGUUGGAGGUCUCAAACCUGGUUGUUUCAAAAUUGGUAAUACCGGUGGAAUGAUGGACAAUAUUCUUCAUAGUAAACUUUACAGGCCUGGCAGUGUUGCAUAUGUCUCUCGUUCCGGAGGCAUGUCUAAUGAACUAAAUAAUAUAAUUUCCAAAGCUUCUAAUGGAGUAUUGGAAGGUGUCGCAAUUGGUGGAGAUCGUUAUCCAGGAACAACAUUUAUGGAUCACAUUAUACGUUAUCAAGAAAAUCCGGAAGUGAAGCUUAUAGUACUUCUUGGUGAAGUCGGUGGUGUGGAAGAGUAUGAAGUAUGUCAAGCACUGAAAACAAAGAGAAUUACAAAGCCAUUGAUCGCUUGGUGCAUUGGUACCUGCGCCAGCAUGUUCAAAUCUGAAGUACAGUUUGGUCAUGCUGGAUCUAUUGCUCAUAGCAAUUUAGAAACAGCUUCUGCCAAAAAUGCUGCAUUAAAAGAAGCUGGUGCUUUUGUUCCUGACAGUUUUGAUAGCUUAGGUGACUUAAUGCAGACUGUUUACAAUAAUCUUGUAAAAGAGGGAGUGAUAGUACCUGCACCGGAAGUUCCUCCUCCCACUGUUCCUAUGGAUUACAGUUGGGCUAGGGAACUCGGUCUGAUACGAAAACCAGCUUCAUUCAUGACCUCGAUAUGUGAUGAACGUGGCCAAGAAUUAUUAUAUGCUGGAAUGCCUGUAACAGAAGUUCUUAAGCAGAACGUAGGAAUUGGUGGUGUAGUUUCAUUAUUAUGGUUCCAGCGAUGCUUGGCGCCAAUGUAUUGUAAAUUUCUUGAAAUGUCUUUAAUGUUAACAGCUGAUCACGGGCCUGCCGUGUCAGGGGCACAUAACACUAUUGUUUGUGCAAGAGCUGGUAAAGAUUUAGUUAGCUCUCUAGUAUCUGGUCUUUUGACUAUCGGUGAUCGUUUCGGUGGUGCAUUGGAUGGUGCGGCUCGUAUGUUCUCUGAAGCAUAUGAUGCUGGAUUACAUCCACAAGAGUUUGUAAAUAAUACACGUAAGAAGGGCAAACUCAUAAUGGGUAUUGGUCAUCGUAUAAAGUCCAUAAAUAAUCCAGACAUGCGGGUAAAACUCAUUAAAGAAUAUGUAAUGGAGCAUUUCCCUGCCAGACCGUUGGUAGAAUAUGCACUGGAAGUUGAGAAAAUAACCACGAGUAAGAAGCCUAAUUUAAUCUUGAAUGUGGAUGGUAUAAUUGCCUGUGCUUUUGUUGAUAUGUUGAGGAACAGCGGAAGCUUCACAAGAGAAGAAGCACAAGAAUAUAUCGAAAUUGGUGCUAUAAAUAGUUUAUUUGUUCUUGGUAGAAGUAUAGGUUUUAUUGGUCAUUACAUGGAUCAAAAAAGGUUGAAACAAGGUUUAUACCGACAUCCUUGGGAUGAUAUUUCUUAUGUAUUGCCAGAACAAUAUAAUUGAAUUCAUCUUCCAUUUACAUUGUUUGUCGUAAAAGCAUAAUAAAUGUUGCGUAUUCAUUUAAGAAAUUUAGAUAGUUCUGAUGGUUAUGUCUUACAUGUUUUGCUCAUAAUUGUGAGAAAUUAGAAAAAGUACCACGUAUGUUUGGUUUGAUAUUAAAUGUUAUAAUAUCAAUGCAUAAGUGAAAGCUCUUGUAUGAUAAAUUAGUUUUCCUUAUCGCUAGUCGGUUAUAUUCGAUAUAAAUGCGAUUUUAAACUUAAGUUGGUGGUGACCAGAACUUAGAUAUGAAUACGGGAAACAGAAAAAAUUAGCCUUACAAAUAAACAUUCCAUAAAGCAUUUGUAAUGUGGUCAGAAAACAGAACUUGAAUUGAAAAUAUUUUAUAAUCGCUGAUUAAUGUGCAGUACAUUACUACUUUAUUUUUCAUAAUUAUAAUUCAUGGAAGAUUAUAAUUCACAUAAUCUUUUCUGGUUUAUAAAAAUGUCAAUAUUAUUUUAUUUAGAGAAUGUUAUUAGGUAUACGUGCGUGCUUAAUCAUGCGUACUUGUAUAUCAUUAUUACAUACAUAUGUAUAUAUGCAUGCAUAUAUAAACAUGUGCUGUAUGCGCAUGUUACAUAUGUGUAUAUGCUAUGUUAACAAUUUUUUGCACAAAUUAGUUUAUCACGUAUAUAUAAAGUAUGUAGGAAAUAAUAAAUACAUGUGACUUUAA
Messenger RNA from Bombus huntii, 4189 nucleotides. RefSeq names its product ATP-citrate synthase (gene ATPCL). Gene Ontology annotation, molecular function: ATP citrate synthase activity. Bases 223 to 3483 code for a protein of 1086 amino acids. The record is from RefSeq and is a predicted model, not a curated record. Gene Ontology annotation, biological process: citrate metabolic process; fatty acid biosynthetic process; acetyl-CoA biosynthetic process. NCBI's taxonomy places the organism in Eukaryota, Metazoa, Arthropoda, Insecta, Hymenoptera, Apidae. Gene Ontology annotation, cellular component: cytosol. The transcript has 11 exons.